AUGAAACCGCCGCGGCUCCGGGAUCCUAGGGAAGGAUUCGUGCGAGCGGGGCAGAAACACGUCCCGGGCAGGGCCGGGGGGCCCGUCUGCCCUGCUGAGGUGGAAGAAACACUGAAGAGAAUUCAGAGCCAAAAAGGAGUGCAAGGAAUCAUAGUUGUGAAUUCUGAAGGUAUUCCCAUCAAAAGCACCAUGGACAACUCCACAACGAUCCAGUAUGCUGGGCUGAUGCACAGCUUCAUCAUGAAGGCCAGGAGCACCGUGCGGGACAUCGACCCCCAGAACGACCUCACCUUCCUGCGGAUCCGCUCCAAGAAGAAUGAAAUCAUGGUGGCACCAGAUAAAGACUACUUCCUGAUUGUCAUCCAGAAUCCAACUGAAUGAUCACACUGACUUGGUCAGGUGUUUUUUUUUUUUCCCUUUGCUGAACUGUUCUUUUAAUUUAAUGGUAAAGAAUAGAGCAUUAGUGUUCACUCUGCUGUGCCACUUCAAUAAUGUCUGGAAAAACAAAAGCAGGUG
Molecule: messenger RNA, 516 nt
Organism: Chaetura pelagica (chimney swift)
Lineage: Eukaryota; Metazoa; Chordata; Aves; Apodiformes; Apodidae
Gene: DYNLRB1
Product: dynein, light chain, roadblock-type 1
Exons: 4
Coding region: 1-381 (126 amino acids)
Biological process (GO): microtubule-based movement
Cellular component (GO): centrosome; cytoplasm; cytoplasmic dynein complex
Molecular function (GO): dynein intermediate chain binding
Source: RefSeq, a predicted model, not a curated record